AUGCCUGAAACUGAGGUAGCGAAUGGUAAAUAUGCAGAUGCUGCAAAAUACCUAACUGAAACGAGCUUAGGAAGGAGAUAUUCCGUAGAGGAAACACUAGCCUUGCGAAAAAAAUUUGUCGGAAAAUCGAUGUAUUACUUUUAUGAAGAUGAUCCUUUGAAGAUUGUUCGUGGUCGUGCACAAUACCUAUACGAUAAAGAUGACAACCGUUACUUAGAUUGUAUCAACAAUGUCUCUCACGUUGGGCAUUGCCACCCUCAUGUUAUCGAAGCGAGUCAUAAACAAAUGUCUCAAUUAAACACUAACGCAAGAUUUCUCCAUGAUAACCUGGUAACAUACGCUGAAAGAUUAGCUAAAACAAUGCCUGGAGACUUAUCUAUCUGCUUCUUUACAUGCACAGGGACUGAGGCUAACGAUUUAGCAGUCAGACUUGCACGUUGUUAUACAAAUCAUAAUGACGUUAUAGUAUUAGAGGAUGCAUACCAUGGAAACGGCAGUUCUACAGUAGAACUGAGCUCCUAUUCGUUUAACAAGCCGGGUUAUGGUGGUAAACCUGAGCAUGUUCACGUGGCCAAAAAGCCAGAAUGCUAUAGAGGAAUCUAUCGUGGUAAUCCCAACAGCAAUGAAUUAGGUAUACGCUAUGCUGAACUUGUCCAAGAAGAAAUCCAGAUGGCACAUAAAAAAGGACAAAAGAUAGCUGCAUUUCUGGCAGAAACAAUGCCAAGCUGUGCAGGCCAGUUUAUUCCACCUCCGGGAUAUUUGCGUAAUGUAUAUAAAUACGUACGGGAAGCUGGAGGUAUCUGCAUCGCUGAUGAAGUUCAAACUGGAUUUGGACGUAUGGGUAAAUACUUUUGGAGCUUCGAACAUCAGGGUAAUCUAUCGCUUCGGGUUAUUCCAGAUAUUGUAACACUAGGUAAACCGAUAGGAAAUGGUCACCCAUUGUCGGUCGUAGUUACCACUCCGGCAAUUGCUGCAAAGUUUGAAAAAUUUACAUAUUUCAACACAUUUGCAGCAAAUCCGGUUUCCUGCGCUAUUGGUCAUGCCGUUUUAGAUGUUAUUGAGAACGAAAAUCUUCAAAAAAAUGCGGAAACCGUUGGAUACUACUUACUUCAGAGGGCAAAAGAAUUGUUGGACGAGUUCAAAAUCAUAGGAGAUGUGCGUGGACUUGGUCUAUUCCUAGGAAUAGAGUUAGUUAAAGAUCGUAAGUCUAGGGAGCCAGCUGUUGAAGAAGCGGCAUCAGUAGUAGACUUUAUGAAAGAAAAGCACGUUCUAAUUGCUAAAGAUGGUCCAGAUCGAAAUAUCAUAAAAUUGAAGCCUCCCCUCUGCUUCACUAAAGCGAACGUUGAUACUUUUAUAGCGACGUUUAAGCAAGCUUUAAACAAUUUAAAACUCUGA
Molecule: messenger RNA, 1395 nt
Organism: Trichoplax adhaerens
Lineage: Eukaryota; Metazoa; Placozoa; Uniplacotomia; Trichoplacea; Trichoplacidae
Exons: 12
Coding region: 1-1395 (464 amino acids)
Cellular component (GO): mitochondrion
Molecular function (GO): pyridoxal phosphate binding; transaminase activity
Source: RefSeq, a predicted model, not a curated record